This is a messenger RNA of Myxocyprinus asiaticus (Chinese sucker), 4550 nucleotides long. RefSeq names its product protein Spindly-like. Gene Ontology annotation, biological process: mitotic metaphase chromosome alignment; protein localization to kinetochore; mitotic spindle assembly checkpoint signaling. Bases 211 to 1986 code for a protein of 591 amino acids. The transcript has 12 exons. NCBI's taxonomy places the organism in Eukaryota, Metazoa, Chordata, Actinopteri, Cypriniformes, Catostomidae. Gene Ontology annotation, cellular component: outer kinetochore; spindle pole. The record is from RefSeq and is a predicted model, not a curated record. Gene Ontology annotation, molecular function: kinetochore binding.
GAUCUCCGGAGGACGCAGCCUUCCAAACGAGAGACAGCUCUGUUCUGUGAGGGAUUUCGAGAAUCUCGUGUUUUCUCGCGUGUUGUCAUUGACGACUGCUGCAGGAUUCAAACAAGCCGUUUGAAGUUGUCUGUGAGAGAAGCGGUUGGGGCGGUUUGUGCUUCAGAAAGUAAACAUUAUCGACUACUUUGUUAACACGAAGCUCAAAAGAUGUCAGAUCUAGAGGAUGAGCUUAAAGCGUUGCGACGGAAGGUGCAGGAGGGCGAAGAGGCUCUUCAGAGAGCUGGACAGUAUGGACUUCAACUCUUGGAUGACAAAAUGGAUCUACACAACAAAUUGGAAGAGCAGCGAAUUGAGAUGUCCAAUGUCAUUGAGGCCGUGGAGCAAGAGAAAUACUCUCUGCAAAGGGAAGUUGAGUUAAAGGGCCGCAUGCUGGAGAGUCUUCGUUCAGAAUUUGACAUUGUCAAAAACCACCUGAAACACCAGCUGGAGCAGCAGCAAACUCUGUUGGAGAGGAGUCAUGCUCUUGAGAUCAGUGACUUAAAGAAUAAGGUGGAUAAAAUGAAGGCAGAAUUAGAGGAAGCUCAACUGGCUGAGAAGCAGAUGAGACAUAAGCUGGACCAGCAAUCUGAAGCACUGAGCAGCAAAACCGAGGAGCUGCGCGUACUUACAGAGCGUGCACAUGAAACCAUGUCCUCCGAGAUCAUGGAGUUGCAAGUGCAGAAGAUGGACAUGGAAUCAGCUAUGGGGACUUUGGAGCAAGAGCUUCAGGAGGUAAGAUACAAAGAAGAGCAGCUGCAUUUGGCCAACACUACCCUCCAGAGGCAACAGGAGAGACUCACAGAGGAGAAGGAAGAGAGAGAGAAAGAGGCUGUGUCCUGCUAUAAUGCUUUGGAGAAAGCUCGUGAAGCAAACCAAGACCUUCAAAUCCAACUGGAACAGGUGUUGCAACAGGCACAAGAUCCCAACAGCAAAGGCAAUUCCUUGUUUUCUGAGGUAGAGGACAAAAGAGCAGAGAUGGAGAGGCAACUGAACAGCAUGAAAAGACAGCACGAGUCUUUACAAAAGCAGCAUACUCUCACCAAACAGCACAUGCACCGUAUGAAGAUGCAGAUAGCCACCCUCAUGCAGCUCCAGGGCAACAGAGCCGACCCAGCCCAGCUUGAACGAUUGCAGUUUAUGUUAUCUGAAAAGAACAAUGAGAUAGAAACCCUGAUGAUGAAAGUAAGAGAGCUGGAGAAAGUGAAGGUGACUGUAACAGAUCAGCAUCCACCUGUUCAGUCUCAAGAAACUGAGCUUGUGGAUGAGACUUACUACACAGACUUAUUAAAAAUGCAACUUUCAAAUUCCAAAAAGGGUUCAGAGAAACUGAAAGAUGAGUUAUCCAUGGCAAGAAUGAAGGCACUUUCUGAAAGUCAGAGAGUGUUGGAGUUGGAGAGGAAACUCUUUGGCGCAGAGCAAGCGCUGAAACAAAGACACAGUGAAAACAUGAAACUCCAAGUCAAGCUUGAAGAACUACAGAUGAAAUACACACCUAAUGAGGUGAAAAAAGCACAAGUACAGAAGCGUCACCGUGAAAAGUUUCCAGUAACCGUUACAGAGGAAAAGUCAGUACUGAGCAAUGAGAAAACUGUGAUGAUGGACACAGAGCCAGCCAAGACCUUGAGUAGAAACACUGAGGAUAAAGCUCUCAGUCAUCCGGUUAAGAAGCCGACUGUGGUCCCAUUACAGCCAGCACAAACCACAGAGCCCAACCCUGUCUUGCCACGUGAGAGCAAGUCUGUCCGAAUCUGUGAGGAUCCCCCAGUCUGCAUUCCUGAUGUACCCAGGUCUCCUUUUAAUAACUGCAAUACCAAGACUGGCGAUCAAACACAUUGCAGUGAUGAGGAGGAGAACUGGAGAGCUGAGAAAAAGAGGAAAAAGUACCAACAACCCACCCACGUUAAUUCGGAAAAAACAAUGGCAAGCGAGUGUGCUCAACAGUAGUGCUGCUAGAGAAAUGCACUUGUUUGAUAGUUUGUUAAAAAUGUUUUGUAAUGUUUUGUCAAGUUUGUUCAGUGUGGAAUUAUACGUCAUAAGGUAAUGUUGAAUAAUAAUUUGUAACAAAAUAUGUCCUCUUUCUGCACAUGUUUUACAGCACAAUUAACACGUUUAUCAGUACUUCUGUAAUGAACUAUUUGAGCCAGUUGAACACUGAAUAAAAAAAUCUGAAUUAGUACAGUCUGGUGAUAAAUGCAUUGAUAUUAACUUGCUCACCAUACAAAUUUACUGAACUUGCGAUAUACUUCUACUUAUGCUGAAUAACUGUAACUGUUGACUAACAUUUGGGAAAUAAGAGAGAGAGCCAUGGUCAUCAGUUUUUGGGUUUUACUUUGAGACACCUUAAAUGAUUGAUAUACAUUAUACAAACCAUUUAUCUGGAUUACAAGGACAGUAUCUGCCAGGAUAGGCCUAGCUUCUGCUACAGCAGUAGUUUGCAAAGCACUUAUGAUAUAUUUCUGCAGCACCAUUUAUCGAUAUUAAUUUUCAGCCAGUUUACAUCAAUUUAAUAAUUUACAUUUUUGCACUUACUGCAGAAAGACAAACUUGGAUGUUGGCUUGAUAAAGCCUUGUCUGAAAGUUUUAAAAAGUAGAUAGAUAGAUAGAGUUGAAGUCAGAAGUUUACACACACAUAGGUUGAAGUCAUUAAAACUAAUUUUUUAACCACUCCACAGAUUUCAUAUUAGCAAACUACAGUUUUGGCAAGUUGUUUAGGACAUCUACUUUGUGCAUGACACGAGUAAUUUUUCCAACAAUUGUUUACAGACAGAUUGUUUCACUUUUAAUUGACUAUCACAAUUCUAGUGGGUCAGAACUUUACAAACACUAAGUUAACUGUGCCUUUAAGCAGCUUGGAAAAUUCCAGAAAAUUAUGUCACGCCUUUAGGCAAUUAUCUUCUGAUAGGCUAAUUGGAGUCAAUUGGAGGUGUACAUGCGGCUGUAUUUUAAGGCCUACCUUCAAAGUCGGUGCCUCUUUGCUUGACAUCAUGGGAAAAUCUAAAGAAAUAAUCCAAGACCUCAGAAAAAAAAUUGUGGACCUCCGCAAGUCUGGUUCCUCCUUGAAAGCAAUUUCCAAAUGCCUGAAGGUACUACGUUCAUCUGUACAAACAAGAGUAAGCAAGUAUAAACACCAUGGGAUCAUGCAGCCAUCAUACCUCUCAACGUAGUUUGGUGCGAAAAGUGCAAAUCAAUACCAGAACAACAGCAAAGGACCUUGUGAAGAUGCUGGAGGAAACAGGUAGACAAGUAUCUAUAUCCACAGUAAAACGAGUCCUGUAUCUACAUAACCUGAAAGGCUGCUCAGCAAGGAAGAAGCCAAUGCUUCAAAACCGGCAUAAAAAAGCCAGACUACGGUUCGAAUGUGCACAUGGGGACAAAGAUCGUACUUUUUGGAGAAAUGUCCUCUGGUCUGAUGAAACAAAAAUUGAACUGUUUGGCCAUAAUGACCAUCAUUAUGUUUGGAGGAAAAAGGGUGAGGCUUUCAAGCCGAAGAACACCAUCCCAACUGUGAAGCAUGGGGGUGGCAGCAUUUGUGGGGGUGCUUUGCUGCAGGAGGAACUGGUGCACUUCACAAAAUAGAUGGCAUCAUGAGGAUGGAAAAUUAUGUGGAUAUAUUGAAGCAGCAUCUCAAGACAUCAGCCAGGAAGUUAAAGGUCUGUCGCAAAUGGGUCUUCCAAAUGGACAAUAACCCCAAGAAACUUCCAAAGUUGUGGCAAAAUAGCUUAAGGACAACAAAGUCAAGGUAUUGGAGAGGCCAUCACAAGCCCUGACCUCAAUCUGAUAGAACUUUUGUUGGCAGAACUGAAAAAGCAUGCACGAGCAAGGAGGCUUACAAACCUGACUGGGUUACACCAGUUCUGUCUGGAGGAAUGUGCCAAAAUUCCAGCAACUUAUUGUGAGAAGCUUGUGGAAGGCUACCCAAAACUUUUGACCUAAGUUAAACAAUUUAAAGGCAAUGCUACCAAAUACUAACAAAGUAUAUGUAAACUUCUGACUCACUGGGAAUAUGAUGAAAGCAAUAAAAGCUGAAAUAAAUAAUUCUCUCUACUAUUAUUCUGACAUUUCACAUUCUUAAAAUAAAGUAGUGAUCCUGACUGACCUAAGACAGGAAAUGUUUUCUAUGAUUAAAUGUAAGGAAUUGUGAAAAACUUAAUAUAAAUGUAUUUGGCUAAGGUGUAUGUAAACUUCUGACUUCAACGAUAGACAGACAGACAGACAGAUAGAUAGACAGAAAUCUUCUCCGUGAAAACCAUAAUUCCGAUCAGUAAGAAAAGACAGCAACUCAAAUCAGAACAGUCUGAAGGUCUGUUAGGUGGAUGUAGCUUGAAAGCUCUAGGUCUAGUAGUUAUAAUUGAUAAUUUUGGUGUUGGUUUAGGGAUUUUGAAAAACCCCUUGAAACAAAAUCUGUAGAACAGUAUGUUGGCUUUGUCAAACCAACAUAAUUAGUAGCUUUUUUUUGUCAAAUGCAUUUAUUGCUUGAUUUACAGGCUAGCAACUAGUUUUUUUUGUCU